AUGAGACCUGCUUCUACAAUUUCAGUAUUACCAAAAGUGGAUCAAAAGACGACAUCAAGAAAAAAAUCAACUCAUUAAUCACUUUUUUAGCCUAUUUCAAAACCUUCUGCUUCAUCAAUUGAAACUCCUGACUAACAAUUAAAGAAAACUUAAGUUUUGGAGUCAUUAGGAUUCUAUGAAAAAUGUAGAAUUUAUUUUAAGAAUAGAACUGAUGGCUUUAAAAGGAACUAGUUAGUAAUAGAGUGAAGUAGAGGCUAUGUUUAAACAACUAAACAAAUUUGCAAUGAAAUUAAUAGAAAAACAUGGACUUCAUGAGACAUGUAUAAUGAUUCUUUAGUGGAUUAUAUAACAUUAAUCAUUUUAAGAAAUUCCAACUCAGAUGUACGUAUGCAAUAUCUUAUUUUAAUAGUUGUUUAGCCUAUAAUAAUUUAGGUUGUGUUUAUCGUAGGAUUGGAUAAACACAAUUAGCAUUUAAUGCUUUAGAGAAUGCUCUACAAUUAGUCUAGAUGUAUGAUUAGUUAAAGUUAGAGACAAUAACAUAUUUGAACAUUACAACUGUUUUAAGUUAAAUGAAUAUGUAUAAAUAAUUUCUAUGUAUGAAAGGCAUGAUAAAGCUUUAAAGGCUUCAUAAAAAGCAAUUUAAGCUGGUAAGAAGGAAUUUGAUCCUAAUUCUAUUGAAAAUGUAAGAUAUUUGGCUUUGGCUAAUUUUAAUUAUGCAUUUGAAUUAGAGUCAUUAGAUCAUUUGGAGGAAGCUGUAAAACAAUAUAAAAGAUCAUUAUAAUUUGUACUUGAACAUUUAGGUAAUCAUGAUCCUUUGUUUUAAAAAUUUCAUAGUCAACAUCAUUAAGCUAAGUAAAAGUUGAUUAUAACAAUGAAUUAAUAAUAACCAGGUCUUUUUAAAACAGUUUUAUAACUAAAGAAAUAAUAUGAAGUUCCAAUAGAUGAAAGUUUUUAAUAAACUACUCCAUAAUGUUAAACUAGAAAAUUUAACCUUUAAAAAAAAAAUAAUUAUAUGGAAGAUUCUAGUUUUAGGAGAGAUAGUAGUGCAACAAUUAAAAAAGGAAUGACAGAUGAUGAAUUUGUUUAACAUCAAAAACCUAUGGAAAUAAAGGAAGAGGUGAAAUAAAUGGAGAUGAAUUUAAAAGAGGAAGAUAUUCAAUAGAAAAAAUAAGUUUAGAUAGUUAAUAAGAAAUUGAGUUAAAUAGAAUAGAUAUAAUUGGAAUAAUGGUCAAAUUCAGAGCCAUCUGAUACAGAGAUUAAAAAGUAAAGACUUAAUGAAAAAACUUCAGAAAUAAAGUUAACUUAAACAAAAACAUUUACUAAGGAAUAAAGAUUAAAUUUUUUGAAUAAAUAAAAUACGUCUAAAUAAAAAGUAGAUGAUAAUUUAUUAGAGAAAGAAUAAUAGAUUAUAAGAGAAAUUGAGGAAUAGAUAUACAAUGCCAAUAGUAUAGCAAAAAUUUAAGCUUAAAUAAGAAUGAAAAAAGAGAGGAAGAAAUAUUAUUGUCUUAAGAAAGCUAAGAAGGAUUAAGGAGAAUUAUUACCUUCAGAUGAAUUAAAAUUAAAGAAAUUUUAGAGAUUUAUAAAAAGGAAAUUAUAAGAGUUGAAGAUGAGAAACAUUACAAGAAAAAUAGUUUAAAAAAAUAGAUUAAAGAAAUAUCCAAAUACUGAAAAUUAGGCUUAUAAGCGAAUUAUAUCUUUAUUAGAAGCAUAUAAAGCUUAUAAACGAAUGCUCUUACACAAAUAUAUACUUAAAACAAGAUAAUUUUAAACUUUGAGAUAAAGUUUUUGUCAUCCUAAUUAAAUGAUUCAUGAGAAAAUAGAGCCAUUAAAGGAUUCUUAUAUAUUUACUUUUGGGAUUACAAAUGAUGAUUCUUUUGUGCGUUUUUCUUUAGUGCAUGGAGUUAAGAAUAAGAGAAAAGAAUAAUCAUACUAUUUUGAGAUGGAUACUUAAAGUUUUUUAAAAUCUCUUGGUUUAUUACAUUAAUAUAUAGAUGAAUUAGAAUGUUUUAUAAUAGAGGAGAACUAAUUAUUAAGGAAUCUAAAGAAUCUAUAAACAGUAUCAUAAUAAUUUAUAAUAAUGAAUGAAGUUGAUGGAAAAUAUGUAGUAAGAUGUUUAGCAGAAUUUUAAACUUAAUUUCGAUUGGCCCUUUAAAGAACAGCUGUGAUAAUAUAAGAAUUAAUUUUGAUUGAAAAUAAUAAGUUGUAUAUAUAGGGGAUAAAUAAUUUUGAGUAUAAUGAUUUAGUUCCAUUUGAAGAAGAGAUUAGAGUAGUUAAGCCACCUCUUUAUACAAAAUAAUUGCUUUAAAAUGAAUUAAUAGCAAUAAAAUUUAUAUAAUCAUUUAUGAAAGGAUAUUUACAAAGAUUAAGGAUAAAAAAAUGGGUAAAUUAAAAAUAAAAGUAAAUUUAUUCAACAAAAUUAAUAAAAACAGUAACUGGUCAUUACAUAAAGAUUGUUAAAGCAUAACAUAUGAUGAAUAAGAAGCAUUAUUUAUAUAUAAUAAAUUAUGAAACACAAAAGAAAUCAAAUGAUUUGGAAAUCAAAUCGAUAGUAUUUUAAAAUUUAGGUGAGAUAAAUAAAGAUAAUAUAUAUGAAAUAUUGAAAAUAGAUUUGGAUGGACCAAGUAUAGAAUAUAGUGAUGAAGCUAAUUAUUGGGUGUAAAAAUAGGAAGAUUAUUAGAAAAGAGGAGGAAAGGAAGAGUAUACAACAAAGAAUAAAGAUGAAUCUAUAGUAUUAAUAUAGAGAGCAGUAUUACGUUACUUAUUGAAACGACGAUGUUUGAUAAAGAAGAUAAAUAGAAGUAGAUUUAAUGUUGGUGAGUAAAAGGAUGUAGAGAGAGAAAUUUUGGUAAGAAGGGCUAUUAUUUAUGGAUAAGAUAUGAAUUCAAGGGCUUGUUUAACAACAUUAUAUUUGGAAAUAGAGAGAACAGAUCCAACUACUUCUUUGAUGGGUUAAAGUGAAUAUUAAAGUGUUUUAAUAACUUCAAAAAAUUUAGAACAUGUUUAUGCUUUUGAUAAAUGUGUACCAUUUUAUUAAAAAUUAUUUUAUCCAUUAUCAAGAACUGAAAUAAUAACAGUAGCUUAAAGAAUGGUAGAGGUAACACGAAUAAUUAAAAAUAAAAAAGGAGAAUAAAAGGUUGAAUGUAAAAGUGUUGAUUAAGUUCAUGGUGAAAUAUUAUCUUUAUAAGGAGAAGAGGAUGAUGUUAAUUAAAAGAAGGAGACAACUCUAGAAGCAAGAUUGAAAAUUGGAUCAACUUUAAGGGAUAAAUAUUUAUUAUAAUACGUUUCCUGUUUAGAAGAUCCUCCAGAAAUGAGAUUAAAUCAUUCAGCAGAUGAUAAUAAAUAAAAAAAUUUUGUAUCUGCUCUUUAGAAUGUAUUUCGGGAUUUUAAAAUUUAACUUGCUUAAUAAAUUAAAACUACAAAACAUGUAGAUGAGGAAGAUGAAACUUCAAUUAAAGCUUAUGUUUAAAAUGUUUUACCUACUACAGAAUAUGGUACUAAUCCUAAUUUAUUCAAUGAUAUAAAUCCAGAGUAAUUAUCUAUUAAUGAUGUUAAAUCAUAAUUAUCAACUAAAGAAGAUAUGGAAUUUGUAACUGAUUUUAAUCUAACAUUUUAUGAUGGGUAAUUCAAAUUGUAAAUCUUUUAUCAAAUCAAUACUUAAUUAUUUGUAAUUCAUGGAGAAAAUAUUUAUACUGCUAAAACAUAUAAGGCUACAAUAUUAAAAUCAGAUCUUGUUAAUAAUUAUGAACUCCCUUAUUCAUAUAUUAAAGAAAAUCCUUAAAAUACUAUUUUACCAUUAAUUGAUUUUCAAGAUGAGAAGUUUAUAUUCUCAAAAGAUGAAAUUAAAUUAUAAAAAAUUGUUGAUGACUAUUUAGCAUAUGAAUUCAAUGAAGCUAAAUCUUCAAAAAAGGGAUAACCAAUUGAUUAAGAAAUAGAGGAAGUUCAUCCUGAUCAAAUGACUGAUAAAGUUGUGAUUGCUAUCUAUCAAAAAGAUAUUAGUACUUUAUUCUAUGAAUUUCAUAGAGAAUAAAUGAUUGUUAAAAUAAUCAUUCAUUUUAAUAAUACUAAUGAAAAACGUGUGAUUGAAAUUGAUACACAUCAUUUUUAAUCUAAAUAUGUUGAUGAAAGAUUAAAAGAUUUAAGUAAUAAAAGAAUUAUUAAAUUCUUUAAAGAAUUCUCUAGAACUAUUACUAAAGUAAUUACUAUCAAUGAAAAAGAUCAUAGUCAUAAUUUUGAAGAGUUAAGAGGUGAUUUAUCUUUAUUUUUAAGAGAAAAAUUUGUUUAAAAAAUUUAAGGAAUGUUAAUGGUCAAAAGAAUGGUAGAGAAAUUUAAAUUGUAUAAAUAAUUAAAACGUUCUAAAAUUCAUAUACAUAAGUUUAUUUUAAAUAAUGGCUAACAUUAUAUAGAAAUUGCUUAUUUUUUAAUUAAAUAAUCUGGUAAUCUAUAACUCAAUAUGCGUGAAUUAACUUUUGUUACUCCAUAGGGUCAUCUUGUUGAAAGAAGUAAAACUCUAAAGAGUAAAAGAAGAUUAAGAGAAAAAUAAUUUAUUAUCAAUUUAGAUAAAAUAUCAUAAUAAAGUGAUUAAUUAAUUAAUUCAUAAACUAAAAAAUAAGAUUAAUUAGAUUUAUAGAGAAUUGAUUUUGCAAUCUUCUCCCAUUAUGAUAAAAUGAAAACUAUUGAAUAUUAUAGAUCACUAAUGACUCCAUUAAUCUUACUAAUAUAAAAGAACCUUGUUGUCAAUUUCAAUAAGUUUCAAUUUUCAUUAACUCUUCCUAUCACUAUGAUAGAAAGCCAUAUAACCAAGAAAAAAAAGAAGAAUCAAUCUCAUGAAACUAAAUUUUAAUUAAUGACUUUUGCAGUUAUUGCUACUCAAUCUACAUUUAGAAAAAAACUAUUAAAGAAAUGGUUAUAAACUAAGUUAGCUAGAAAAAGAUAAAUUGAAGAAAAGAAUAAACACUUAGGAGAAUUUAUUAAAAGAUCUUUUAAAUAAAUAAGAGAAGAUGAUGAAAAUCAUUUUUAUAUUGUAAAUGUAUACAAAUAACCAGGUAAGAUUCCAAAUUAAACAAUAUAUACUUUUGAAUUAAUACCUAUAAAUAAAAGUUAAAGAAAAACUAAAAUGAGAGCCUCUUAUCCUCAUGAUAAUUUUUAAUUAAUUGAUAUAGGUGCAUAAUCUUUAGUAAAUCAUUUUAUCAAUAAAAUUUAUAUUGAGAGAGGUAUAAUAAAAUUUGAUGAAUAUGCAUUUUAAAAAGUAUAAGAUGAUGGAAUUUCAACAACAUUUGAUGAAUUUGUUUAAAAUGAAUAAUAAAAUAUAAUGGUUGAUGAAAAAAUGAUUGAAAAAGAUGUAUAAGAAAUAUUAGUUGAUUAGGAAAAAUAAGGAAAUACUCUAAUCAAUAUUGUAUAUACUAAUUCAAAAUAAAUAUUAGAGAAGAAAUCAUAUGAUGAUUCUUAAAAUAAUGUAACCAAAUUGUAAGUUGAUUUAUCAAGUGUAAAAAAGUUAUAUCCGAAUUUUAAUGUAAAAGAUACAAAUACAGUUAAAAUUUUAAGUUAAAAUUUGAUAAAAGGAGUUAGAAUGGAUUAAUUUGCAGGAAGUCUUCUUAUUGAUAAAAGUAGAAUUCAAUCAUCAUUAAUAAAUCCUCUUAGUAUUGGAGGAGGUAGAUUGGAAUCAUAAAUCUAAUCAUAACUUUAGAUUCCAUCUAUGAUUAAUAGAGGUAUGCGUUUAUCUUAAAAACCUUAUGCAACAAAUGUGCUUGCAAAAGAAACAUUAUAUUACACUGGAAAGAAAUACUUAAUUGUUAUAAGUUCAGUGAAAAAUAAGAUACAAAAAAUAUUAAAUUAAGAUAGGGAUUCAGUAUUUGAAGAUCAUGAAAGAAUAUUAGAAAUCAAAGCUCAAAAUUUAAAAGAAAGAUAGGAACCAUUUUAUUGGUAUUUGACACCAGAUGAUGCUGAGAUUCUAACUCAUGAGAAGAGUCCAGAAAAUAUGGCUAAGAUUUUAACUAAGAAUUUAUAAAUAAUAAAUUCAAAAUUUAUAUAUUUAUGUUUUAAUUAAUAGGAUUAAUAAUCAGUAAAAUUGAAGGCAGAAGACAAUGUAAUUUUAUUUGUUGAAAGUACUAUAAGACCUAUGCAAAUGAAGUUUAGAAAUAGGAAAAUCUAAUCUAAUUAUAAAGAAUAUAAAAGGAUUUUUGUUAGAUGUAAGGCGGAUGGAACCUUAAUUUUGAGAACUAUAAAUAAUUUAAAUACAACGAAGAGUGUGUUUGUGAUAUUGUUUAUUGAAGAGAAGGAAUCGUUUGUGUAAAUGAAAACUUGGGAUGCAACAGAAUAGAUGUAUUUCUGUGAAACGGAAUUGAAUUUAAAAAAGGUAAACGUGGUUAUAUAUUAUAUUAGUAUAUAUCGAUUUAUUUUUAGGAUAAAUAAAAAUGUUUGAAAGCUUUAUUACAUUUUUUAGAAUUCCGUAGUGAACAGAAUAAGAUUUAGUUUUUGCAUCCAAAACCAGAAUAAGUUUAGGAUUAUUUUGAGAAAGAAAAGAAAUUAUCAAUACAUUCAUCAUCAAGAAUAGGUUCACCAACAAAAUCUGUAGAUUAAAACAAUGAGCAACCUUUAUAAUUCUUUUAAUAGGAACAUACACCAUUGUAAUCACCUAUGGUUGUAAUUGAUAAUUUAAAUGAUGAUGCAAUUGAAGAAGGUUUAGAAGAAGAAAAGAAUAAUGUUAUUUAAGAAUGAU
This is a messenger RNA of Paramecium sonneborni, 6715 nucleotides long. Lineage: Eukaryota; Ciliophora; Oligohymenophorea; Peniculida; Parameciidae. The record is from the annotation of a GenBank genome assembly.